AUGGCCAGGGAGAACUCAACCAAUAUCUCCGUCUCGAAUCAAUCAAUCAAUUUUCUUGAAAUUGUUUACGGUUCGAUUAAAGAUAUUAUCCAAGCUAGUGAACAGGAUGUGUUCAUCAUCAAUGAUGCGGAAAAAAUCGAAUCAAAGCAAGAAGAACGGACGGCAAAUGUGCAUCGACUCGAUUCGUUGAAUUUACUUAUCUUUACAACACUUCUCGUCGUUGUUGUCUUAACGAUUUGGAUCUUCAAACGAAGAAACUUUCGUUAUAUCCACGAAACAUGCUUGGCAUUGAUCUAUGGUUUUAUCAUUGGUGCUAUUCUACAUCAUACCGGCACCACGAACACCAAGUCAAGUGUAUUGAAAAUGAAUGAUACAACUUUUCCGAAGAAUCCCGUGCCGAAUUGGGUCUCUUUCGAAGAUCAGAAUAUGUCAGCGAUCUAUUUGUAUGCUUUUCAAGGGCCAUAUCAAAAAGAUACGGUGCAUUUAGAAGAGCAGAAAGCAAUGUUCAAUUCGGAGAUCUUUUUUAACAUAAUUUUACCACCGAUUAUUUUCCAUGCGGGUUAUAGUAUGAAACGCAAAAACUUUUUUCGCAAUUUGGGAGCUAUUUUAAUGUUUGCAUUGGUCGGAACAACGAUCGCUUGCUUAUCGACAGGAAUAAUGGUCUAUGGCUCAGUUCGUGCAUUUAGCAGUUUGCGUAGCUUCUUUUCUUUUACCGAUUCACUUUAUUUCGGUGCUAUCAUCUCAGCGACGGAUCCAGUAACGGUUUUGGCGAUAUUUAAUGAUUUACAUGUUGAUGUAGACCUUUAUGCAAUUAUCUUUGGUGAAAGUAUACUAAAUGAUGCCGUGUGUAUAGUAUUAGCCAAUUCAAUUGAAAAGUAUGUUGCUGGUGCAAUACUCGAUCAAUUUGAUCGGGCAUUAAUGUUGAAGUCAUUGGGUAACUUUUUUGUUGUCUUUCUCGGAUCGUUCGGUAUUGGAUCUGGCAUGGGAUGUCUGACCGCAUUAAUGACGAAAUUUACUUAUAUUCGAGAUUUUCCACUUCUUGAAACAACACUUUUUGUGCUCAUGUCGUAUAGUACUUUUCUGGCUUCGGAAGCUGCAGGAUUAACAGGUAUCGUUGCCGUGCUCUUCUGUGGUAUAUUUCAAGCUCAUUAUACGUAUAAUAAUCUCUCAAUCGAAUCGAAACAACGAACACGUGAUCUAUUUGAAUUAUUUAAUUUUCUCGCGGAAAAUUUCAUCUUUAUUUACAUUGGAAUCACGUUAUUCACAUUUCCUAGUCAGCAAUGGGAUAUUCGAUUCAUCAUUCUCUCAAUUAUGGCCAUUGCUUUGGCUCGAACAUUGUGCAUAGUUCUUCUUUCGUUCAUACUGAAUUUGGCUCGAAAAAAUCCAAUUAGUUGGCAAUGGCAGAUGAUGUUAAUCUUUUCUGGUCUGCGUGGUGCUUUCGCAUUUGCAUUAGCCAUUCGAAAUGUCUCAACACACGCGCGUUCACUUAUGUACACAACAACAUCCGUCAUCGUUAUCAUCACGGUCAUAUUCAAUGGCACCUUGGUCGCACCUGUCAUGAAAUUAUUGAAAAUUCGAACAAAUGUUCGUGAAGAAGCAGAACCAAAUUCAUCAAUUCAUCGAUAUCGAAUGAUGGAAAAUAGCAAUAAUAAUCGCGAUCGUCGCACAUCAGACGAGGUUGCGUUGUUAAACAACGAUGAAAAUGAUGAUAAUGACACAACAAUUACCAUUGAUGCACGACACGAUUCAUCAAAAUAUUCCAAGGAUGAACGAAAACAAGAAUCCAAAACAUGGUUAUUGAAAAAAUGGUCACAUUUUGAUAAAAUUUUCAUGAAACCUCUUCUUACACACAGUUCUCCACCAUUAACAGCGACAUUACCUGUAUGUCUGUUGCCAAUUACGAGACUUUUAACUACAAAAGAACAGCGAACACUGCAUCGAAAUGAUAAUUUUUCGCCAAAUAUAACUUCCUCGAUCAUUAGUAGUGAUGAUUCCAUAUUAAAUAAUCAUCAGGGAGUUCCAACACUUGAAUUGAUCGAUAUUGAUAAUGUUGAUUUAUAUUCCCGAUCGAAUACAUUGAUUGACGAAUCGAUGAGUGUGAAUCUUCAGACGGAUAAGAAUGGCGAUGUCACUGCUCGUUUUACCGCAUCAUCAUCAUCGUCACCAGCUGCUCAACUAUUAUAA
Molecule: messenger RNA, 2184 nt
Organism: Adineta ricciae
Lineage: Eukaryota; Metazoa; Rotifera; Eurotatoria; Adinetida; Adinetidae
Source: the annotation of a GenBank genome assembly